Molecule: messenger RNA, 12219 nt
Organism: Bombus pascuorum
Lineage: Eukaryota; Metazoa; Arthropoda; Insecta; Hymenoptera; Apidae
Product: mucin-2-like
Exons: 5
Coding region: 3437-5281 (614 amino acids)
Biological process (GO): regulation of DNA-templated transcription
Molecular function (GO): RNA polymerase II cis-regulatory region sequence-specific DNA binding; DNA-binding transcription factor activity, RNA polymerase II-specific
Source: RefSeq, a predicted model, not a curated record
CAGUUUACGAGGGUGAAAGAGGUACUGGGGAUGGUUUACGGAGCAGGACAGAAAUAGAGGGAAAGUAUGGAGGAAAAAAAGAGACAAAGCGUAAAGAGGGUGGAAGAGAACUGGGAAGACAGAGAGGGCAACACCGGGCAGGUUGUGUGCAGGCCUUUUAGGGAGGGAAGCGAGAAGGAGCUCUGCACGAAGCGAGGAGGAAAGGACGCAGGCGCCCUGGACGCGGAGCGACGCUGCUCGACGACGCUGCAUUGGCAGUUGCACCCCAGCCACACCCGGUACGAGCCAUGUAGUCGGGCUACCCUCCACCGCGAUACACGGCGGACAAUUGUUGCUUCUGCGCCCACAGGUGGUACAUCUUCAUCUUCGAUCUUCGUGCCCGUAGACGUUCGCGUCCGGUGUGCCACGUCGUCGAACGCGACCGGGGCCCAUGGACGAGCCUCGAUCUAUCGUUGACCGGUCGACCAAGCGCGCGUCGUGCUGCUCGUAACCGCGCUCUGCUCGUCCAUGUCGUGCCUCUCUCUACGUGUCUAGAGACCCUAGUGCUACUUACGUGCCACCGCUUGCAAAAACCUAUUUCGUGUCCUCGUUCAACGUCGCUUUCAACGUUCGCCCUUCAUUUGUUUCGUCAUCGUGGUUACUUUUACGUAUACUUCCGUGGUGCUGCUUUCAUGAUACUCGCGUCUAUGUGUAGUGUGAGCUUGGGUUUUCCGUGUGCGUUACUCGAAGCAACCCCUCUACGGUAAACGAUCCAGUCGUAUCGAACCGAGUAGACAGGUAAAGUCGAGCCUGAAUUAUUUCUGCGUUAAUCGAAGGUGUUAGGGAGCAAGAGGAAUAGAAGAAAGAGAAAGGUGGGACGAAGAAAGAGUACGAGGAGGGACUAGGAACGCAUACGUGGUUCGUCGCCGUGAGCCACCGGCGAUCCAAGGCUGCGACGAGGCUCGCGAACAGCCGCACGAGGGCAGAGUUGUAGCUUCACGCGGGUUCCUCCUUUCGCGGUGCUUCCCCGCCGUACAAAACCAGCCAUCGCCACUGCGAGGAAGCUAAGAGAGGGCGAAGAAGUCGCGCAAAGUCCUCCUACGUGUUUGUUCCUGCUUUCUGACUGGCAAGCAAGACACCAGGCUACCGGUAGACACUGAGACAGGUUGAAAGAGAGAAAGGGAGAGGGGACCACUUACCAGAGGGAGUUAUCGACUACACACGUAAGGCGACAGCGCACACGUACGGAUACACAAACAUCGCGGACCUGUUGUCCAACUUGUUGCUCGUCCCUGCAAAAGGCACACCUCGCCUACCUCCACGACGCACACGUUUGCUUUCCGAAAAAGGACCUUCGGUUAUUUACAAUUCGUUAACUCGAAGAUAGCAGCUUGAAUUUUCAGCUGGAAGAACCACAGCCUGACUGGCUCGGUCUGUUAUUCAGCCUGCCGAGAGAAUUAAUCGAGCGUAUUUUAUAAAUCCGCUCGCUCCAGAGAUAAGAAACUGGUGAUUCGAUUUGCUCCUCUACGCUACUGCAAUUGUACCUUCUUAUUAGAAAAUCUGUUUAAUGGUGGAAGAUCGAAGGUUCUACGAGAGACUGUUUUUAUCGGGAAAAUUGGUGAUUUGUAUCGAGAAGAAGGAAUAUAUUUGGAAAGAUUUUUUUCCAAUUUACUGGAACGGUUUUAGAGAAGAGUAAGAGGAAGCACGCGGCAUCGCGACCAUUAUUUGUCGGAUUCACCGCACUCGAAAUCGCCGAGAUGAGGAUAUCGUCGCGAGAAUGGACACGCCUGAUGCUGCACGAGAGUGUUGCCGGCAGAAUGGAACGAUGCUCGGAUCAGGAGGGCGAGUAGACGGUGAAAAUUAGUCCGAGUGGCGAGAACUGACCUCUGAGAGAGACUCGAUGCGGUAUUAGGACGAACCGAGAUAUAAAACAAGAAUAAUUAAAUACAAUAUGAAUAUUCAUAAAUAAUCACGAAGUAUAUGUACAUUUUUAAUAACCGUGAACACUGAAACAAAUUUUAAUCGAAGAGAGUUUUUCAAGCGGCGUACGAAAGAAAAUUACUGAAGAGAAUAGCGUUAAUAAAAAUAGUUGAUACGGAUUGUUUGGAUUUUAUUAAACUACGAUGAAGCGUAUAGAUGAAAGAUUUAUCCAGAGGAAGAAUGUAAGCACCGGAGGCGACAGUAAGCGGAAGACAGGGCAAAAGUAGACGAAGACCGACGAAUACCGUAAGAACCACGUAAUCUUCCACCCGUGAAUACAACGAAAGCAAUAUUACAAACAAGGUAAAACAACAAAGAGAAUCUAAGAAAAGAAACAAAAGAAGCAAACUAAGAAGAAAUAAGGCAAGGCAAGCUACAUCUUUCUUUCUUUCUUAUAAACUCGAGUUACACCGAGGUAUCUCAUCUGGAACCACGUACAUUAACACGCACAAACCAAGUGUUAUUAAAAAGAAAAUUUCCAGUGAGAAAAUACUUCCUGAUAAUCUCAACUUCCGGGUGUAUCUGAAAUCUCGAGUUGGACUGACUCGCUUCGCCGAAAAGAUAUUUUAAUAUAAAUCUAUACACGUAUCUAUAUAUGUGUAUAUAUACACACACUAUAUAAAUACACAAAUAUACAAGUAUAUUUAUACACACAGACACGUGUGUAUAUAUAUUUACGUGAAAUACACACGUAGCUCCGUUUGAAAUCGUGCAACGACAUCUAGAAUUAAAAUACCGCCCCCAAACGGCGAUCGGAAUCGACAUUUCCGGUAGAAACGAGCCCGCCACAAGGAAGUGUCCCGUUUUUAUCAACUCUGCGAAUCGAAUAUCGAUGCUGUAAUUACUUGGAGUUUGACUAGUUCCUCUCGAGACGCUCGUGUAAGUUCACUUGGAACACGUUUCAUCGUACGACACAGGGAACACAGGACGAAAUUUGUUUAACGAGCAAGAGGAGACUCGAUAGGUGAUCCAAUCACGAACAGGAAGUAGGAUGAGGACGAGAAGAUUGACGAUGAGAAACGAGGCGUUCCUGGCUUGAGACAUCGAUCGUUCGAUCGACCGUAAUCCUGGUGGCCUCCACGAGGACCACCAGGGCGACAUUUUGCGCGAAUCGAAACCACGAUCGAUCGUUUGAUAAACGACGAUCGUUUUUGGCUGGACGAACGUCUAUCUGGUGCUCUGGAAGUACAAACUCGGGAAGAAUCGAUCAUUGAGAAAAAUAUUUUGUUUUUCGAAAAGAAUAUAAACAUUGGAGGAUCUCUUCUUAUUCGUCACGACUUUUUUUAACCAGAAAUAUAAUCGAAAUAAUUCGAUAAAAAUCUAUCCGAUGGUCUGGAAAUACGAAGAUAGAGAAGAAUCUUUUUCCAAAAAAAUAUAAAAAUUGAAGGAUUUCUUUUUGUUAGUUGUUUAUUCUUCAUCUACAUCGGAUCUGAAUUUCUCUCUAUUUAGGACCAAGAGAAAGAAACCAAAAGCCAAGAUGCCGCGGUGUUAUAUGGUGAAGAAGGCCCUGUGCAACAAGUAUAUAAGCAACGUUGCCAGAGGAUUCGAGAGCUGGAGUCGCGGAAGGACCGCGCCAUCGCCGACCACCAUACAAACCCCGGUUUCGCCCAUAAAAGGGAGCGUCGCACCCCCUGUUGCUCAAGAAUGCCUGAAUACGAAGUCCCAAGAUACGACUGCGACGGCAGGAGCGAAGAUACUCGAGCAGAAUGUCCCGAAGGAGAAGGUAAACGAGCCUAGCAAUGUGGACAUGACGGCGACGACAAACACCACGAGUACACCAUCGACGGAAUCUUCGACUAUAGCUCAAACGGAGACAUCGGUGAUCACCUGCACAGCUACAUGCUCACCAUCCACGGUGGUAGCUUCGCAAACGACAGAAUCAAUCGCCUUGAGCGUCGAGGACACAACGAUCACGACGUCCACGUUGCCUUCCACGGCUCCCGGAUCACCGUCCAAAACAGUUCACACAGACCAUCAGCAACAUACGACCGUGGUCCAUUACACGCCACCGAGUGAGCCUCCUCCACCCUCGAACACCGCCACAGCGUACCACGUGGAAGAAACAGCGGAUCAUUCCACGUCUGAUUCAAUGAUAGGGUCCAAUAACGAGCUCUCAAGAUCGUUGCCCCCAUUAGCACCACCCAGUGUCGCCAUCGGGCCACAAAACGUGAUAGAGUCACCUGCAACCGAUAUCCAAGAGAUGACGGUGUACCAACCGAAUCAACCGAUCUACCAAGUGAACGCUAUCGGUUUAGCAGGUUCUACAGUCUACCAACACCAGCAACCAACAACAGCGAGCAUCAUUUACGAGCCCAGCGCAACGAUAGUCCAGCAAACGGGCAGCGUGUUCAUCCCACUGUCCCCUGUUCAAGAGAUUCUGCUCACCUAUAGCACGCCGACCAUCCCGUGCACGCCGACCAUCCCGUGCACACCGACCAUCCCGUGCACACCGACCAUCCCGUGCACACCGACCAUCCCGUGCACACCGACCAUCCCGUGCACACCAACCAUCCCGUGCACACCGACCAUCCCGUGCACACCGACCAUCCCGUGCACGCCGAUCAUGACUACACAUCACCCAUCCCAACUACUACCACAGCAACAGCAGAUUGUCCAAACCAUAGAGACAGCACCACCAUUGACCCCACCUACGUCAGAGUGUAGCAGCGAUAUUGAAAAUAAUAAUCCCAAUCCGCAACCCAGUCAGAAGGAUAAAGAGGUGCAAACGGUGCUCGAACAGAGCGAGGUGAAACCGGCGAGUUAUACGUAUGAUACUUUAUUAGUGACUGACGGGAGGUCGAAAAAUAAGAAGGUUUUACCUGUUCAGGAGGCUGAACCGGUUGAGGGACUCGAGGCGUCAAAGAGCGGGCGUUAUGUCUGUUGCGAGUGCGGUAAACAGUACGCGACUUCGUCAAACUUGUCACGACACAAACAAACCCAUCGUAGUAUCAACUCGCAUUCGGCGAAGAAAUGUAUCCACUGUGGCAAAGCAUACGUAAGCAUGCCAGCCCUGGCGAUGCACGUGCUGACCCAUAAACUAACACACAGUUGCGGUGUCUGUGGCAAGAAGUUCUCCAGACCGUGGCUACUCCAAGGACACCUGAGAAGUCACACGGGCGAGAAACCUUACGGGUGCGCGCAUUGCGGCAAAGCGUUCGCCGAUCGGUCGAAUCUGCGCGCUCACAUGCAGACGCACUCCGCGGACAAGAACUAUGAGUGCCACAAGUGUCACAAAUCGUUCGCGCUCAAAUCUUACCUGAACAAGCACCAAGAGUCCGCCUGUCAGAGGGAGGACGACGAUGACCCAGAUUCACCUGAAUAGAUUCCAUCGAGUUACGGUCACUUUUGGCGCUAGUGUCGCUGCACGUCAUCAAUUGGCGACACAUCAGACGAGAAACGAAAUGCAAGAAAAGAUUCAAUCCCUUUUGGUAUCAACUUCAAUGGGUCAAUUCAAUCUUUCUGGAAUUCAACAGUUCCAACAAUGAUGACUACUUCGUUGUUUCCAUUCCUCCCUCUCGUAAACUUCCAAAAAAUCCCACGAAACAUUCUCUCGAUGAAAACCGUAAAAGGAAGGAUUCGUCCACGAAACAACAGAAACAACGAAGAAUUUCAAUCGUUGACGUCACAGGUGAUUUUUCAUUAUUAACUAGCAAUCACGAAUCGAAUCAUCGAGUUCCCAGUCUGGGUAAGCGAACGAUCUCAAACUGAUCGCGAUUCAUGUCACCAGAAGCUACCAGCAAGCAAGGAACAGACAUUUCGAAGAUGAAACCCAUAAAAUAGGCGGACGUUGAACCAACACGAGAAUAUCGUGGUUAAACUAACGUUCUGAAUUCUCGUUUCGUUCUUCGUGUGAGUAAACAUUCAAAAGCGUAUAUUAUUAACGUAAGCUGAUUAUUAAAGUCGUGUUCGCACAGAGAAAGGAACGUUAGAGGAGAACGGAGCGUAUAUACAGGGAUAAUUCGUCGUAAAGUAAGGAGACACGCGUUUCAUUGCAUCAAGACGCGCAUGGUGCGAUUCAAACGACAUUCCUUUCGUCCAUGGACGCUCGAUGAGAUUCUAUUCGUCGUCCGGUGAAAUCGAUAUUCGCGUGGCAUCAAGGGAAACGAAAACGACGCUCGUUCGCUUCCCGAUGAAGUGUCUGGAAUACGAUAGGGAGAGGCAAAGAACGAACAGCGCGGCGAAAAUCGAUGCAAUACUAUCGAGGGACCAUCAAUUUGUGAGUAAAAUUCAUUUCGAAUCGCCGAUAGUCGAUGGGAACCGGGUCAAUUCUAGUCAAAGAACUUCGGAAUCCAAUGAAAAUAAUGCAUACUCCAAGUACGCUUACUAGUCGAUUUAACGAUCUUCUCUUUGAUGAAACUUGGCAUCUUUCAGAUGUCGCGUGGCAAUUCGUGUACCAUCGUCUCAUUCUUAUUAGUUUUCUGCGUGCUCUUCUGCAAUUUCACUUAACGUAAUAGCCUGUAUAUAAUGGAUCCACUGAUUGGGAUCAUUAGCAUGUUGAUAGGAAUAUUUGACUUCUAUCUUAGUUCUAUCUUAGUCGCGCGGAAUAAAAUAGUCGAAACACAUACUGAAACGUGAUUCGUGUUAGGGAAAGCGAUCUCAAGCGACCAAUUAAUUUCAGGACAAGCUAUAGUCAAAGAGAAUUUCGUUUGAUGAUUCUCCAUGAUUCAUACUUAUCAACAUUUUAACGUGCCUCUUCUUUUGCGAUUCUGCUCGACGUUAAUCUCAACUUCAUUCUCAACUUCCUUUCGUAUUUAUUUUUCGUACAAAUAUAGUAAUAGCUUCACGACGAGGUAAAACAAUAUAUCGUACCGUAACUUGACCGUCGUCGAAAUGAUUCGCGGGCAAGUUGAUAUCCGAUACCUAUCGAUGGAUGAUAGGAGACUAUCGAUGUUAGAAGCGCGAAAAGUUUCCACGCGAACGUAAUUUCCUCGAGGAAUCGUUUUCCCAAAGUUCCAUCGGCGCCCUUGGCGUACAAUGGGAACGAUGGAGGGAGGAUGAGCACACGUCGGAGGUUUUCAUCAACAUUUCACGUAAACUGGACCACCUGUUGAAUGCAGGAAUGACCAUUGGUGGCGAAAGGGUCGCUCUCUCGUUUCGCUCUCCUAAAUUAUAGAACAUCCUCCCGUAAUUUCCUCGUUGUCAGAAGUAUACGCCAACGAGACCGCCAUUUUUCGUUUUUUCUUCUUUUUUUUUUCUUCAAUGAGAUGAUUUAUAGAAUGACUCGAUCUGCAUAUUAAAAAAUUACGGGAACUUUUUACAUCCUCGAGGAAUUUCCUAAUCGCCUAUCUAGUCAGAAGCUUCUGGUUGAUGAUCGAUCGCUGACAAAAUUUUGAGAUUCUUCUUUUAUCGUAAAUUUCGAAAAUGGAAAUCUCCUCCGACAAUUUCUAAUUUAAUAACGCAAUAAUGCAGCUUUUACUCGAUAGUUUGUAAGUGCGUAAGUUUUUAUUUUAGGAGUUAAUAAAUGAACAAAUAUUGCAAAAUAUAUUUAGACUGUUCUACGCUUAAGAUUGUACUUAGAUCGUUAGCUACGCUUUUAUCGUUCCUAGUCCAAUAGUCGUUUUAUUUAUCCUCUAGUUCACUCGUACUUAUAACGUUCUUAAUCGUAAUAUUAAUUUAAUAUUUUAUUAUAACGACGGAAGGAAAAUUAGAGUGGGAAAGACGAAAGGAAUGUCGACGUAUAGAAAAUAUCAAGGACAAGCACCGGCAGGAAACUGAAAAAAGAAAUAAAGAGACUUCCACUCUAGUCAGUGAGCUACGCUUGUAUUGUAUCGUUUUAUCUUAGGUUGCCUCGAAAAACGGGGCUUAGUCUUGUAUAAUAGGUGAAGUGAUCGUUCUUAAAUUUAAGUUGUUCGUGUCGCUGUUGCUUUCAUGUGGGAAAAAAAACGCGUUUUUUAUAACGACCGUAGAGAUAUUUUGGUACGAGAACAUUUUCAGCGAUUAGAAAAAAAAAAAAAAAAAAAAACAAGAAACUUAGGGGAUCGACCGAUUGUAUUAUUGCGUACUCGAGGUAUCGGUUAGUUCGCGUUAAGUAGUUUUUAAACGGACGCAACGGAACAAACGAGCUUUAGCGGUUUAAGUUUCUAAUGAACUAAAGAAAAUGAGAAUAAAACGGCGUCGAAUGCGUCUGCAAAUUUUCUCGCGCCAUGUGUCUGUUUAGCAGAGCAACGUCGAACCUCGAUCUCGAGGAUUUUCACGUCUGCAUUCGACAUACCAGCAACGUGCAUGUGAUUCUUCGAAAACAGAAAAUGGAAGAAAAUUCGACCCUUAAAGGCGAUCACGAAUCAGAGUUUACCGAGACGAAUCUUCAUUAAACUACAAAAUUAAGUGUUUUAUUGUUGUUCGAUCUAGAUGAGGAGCAGCAAAAUUACCGUUUGAGCUGGUCACAAAUAACACGACGAUGGUGGUAUCGUUACUGAACGAUAACAUCAAAACAAGAUCCAUGAUAGCCUUGAAGGGUGAAAAUUGAGAGAAAGAGGAAGAUUUUAAAAACAGAUACAACUCUGAAUUUAAUUCCACUCUUUCUGAUAGAUCGACGGUUGUAAAGGGGAUUAAUGAAAUCACGUGUACGUUGCUCAUAACAGUGUUUGAGCAAGAAGUCAGAAAUAGACUUGCCUAACGUUCGUCCGUUCGAUUCUAUAAGACUAGAUUGGCUGUUGACAUGUAAAUAUAUUCGAUUAUUUUUCCAUGUUCUUAUAUAAAAUCUAUUAUAAUUGUAAGUAUAAGGUUCCUAGACGUAGUAGCUAUUUUCUCUUAACGUUUUUAUUUAUAUCAUUUUAAUUAACGAUGAGUUAAGCGAGUCUGUGUCUGACCAAGUUUCAACGAUUAAGGGAACAGCUUCGAAAAUCGUCCCGUACGUUCGUUUCCAUGGGACAAACCAAACAUUCCAGUUCUAUUCAAUAUUAUGGGAGACGGAUAAUAAUAGUUCAUGCCGGUGUUGCGAUAACCGGGAGCGACCAAUUCGAACAGGUCGUUGGCAAAUUUGAUCCACAUCUUCAAUGAUAUUCACAAGCUGUACCAGUCUCGUUUUCGUGCUCUAAUACACAAUACUCGACAGUCAAUCGAAUCUCUAAUCAAUUAGAGUUAACCUCGUAACGGUAGUCAAUAAUGAAACAAAAAAGAAUGAUCUAUAUGGUUAUCAAAGUACAUCUUCUUCAUCAGCGCAACAAAUUUUAACAAAGAUAAAACUUCUUAGGAAAGGCGAAGUAUAUUAACGUCUGGAUUCUUCGAAUUAGAAAAUUAAAAAAGAUAUAGUAUAGCGCAAGCGAUUGAUCACUGAGAUUAUUAUUUAAUGAAGUGUUACGAUACCUUUUUCUCGUUCAAUAAUUGCUAGAUUAGAGAUUUUUAUGCAUUUAUGAGAAAUUUAAAGAAACAAAAAUGGACAGGAUACGUGUAAAAUAUGGAAAGUGGAGUAGUUGUUAUAAUACUUAGUAGAUGAAAUAAAUUUCUGUUUAGAUACCAUAUGAUUAGUGUUGCGUUCAGAAAAAUAUAAAUUUGCAUAGAUACCUGCAGUCUAAUAAUCGCUACAGUGGUGAUAAAUAAUUUGAAAGAUGCUAUACAAGUAUGAAAGCACGUUGCUUAUUAUUAACGCCAUUAUUAUUAUCUUUAUCACAUAAUACUAUUUUUAGCAAAUUUCUAAUAACUCUCGCCACUGUUUCAAUGAAAAAGAUCUACGAAUAAUUAAAUUCCUUCGUUUAAGAUCAAACGACUCAGCGAUCAAUGCUUGACUCGAAUAAAAAAUUACAAAAAUUCGUUGCCGUCUCGAAGACUAUUUUCAGCGUUGAAAAAAGUUUUCGAAACACGAUUUCCUCGAUGCUUUUUUGUCGAAUUCGUGGACAGGGAAGCAUGAUAAAUUAGUGGAGUUAAUUAUUCAAUGGUAAAGAAGAAAAAAAAAGGGGAGAAAAGAAACGACGUAGCAAACCGCAGAACUGAUGAACACGCGAAUACAAACUAACGUUAGAUCGUCGCCGUAGUGUAAACUUGAACGAAAGCAAAAAAAUUUACAAAAAAAAAUGGUACGAUAAAAAUGGUGUAAUUAUUAACUAUAUUAACGAUAAACAAGCAGUCGACGCUAUUUUUUAGAUACGCAAACGAGUUAAGCCAGGACCCAGGACGAUCAUGCCUCGUACGUUUCUCGGUCCAGUGAAAAUCAAUUUUUCUUGUUCAACGUCAUAAAGAACACACAAUUUUUAUUGGCUGUGCGUUCGUACUUCGAGCCGAAUUUAAUCGAAUUGGAGGAAUCGUGCAUGUGUACGACGAUUAUCUGGGUAAAAUUACUGUGAUAUAUUUUAAAAAUAACUUUAUUGAUUUCAUUGGGAUUAUUAUUAAACUCGGAUUGUAGAGCAGAAGUUAAUAAUAUAUUAUAUUACAGGAUAUUUAGAAAGAAAGUUGGAAAUGAAAUUUUUAAAACAUUAAUCACUCCUUUUUACAGAAAGAUUGAUCCUUAAAGGCUACCUUAAAGGUUACUUGAUAAAAGUUCACAAACGGCACAUCUGUUUCGAAUAAAAAGAAUUAAUAAAAUUGGACAAGUAGAAUUAAAUGUUUCAUCGUUAUUCGAUAUUAAAAGGUAGAAGAUUAUUGUUCAAAGUGGUUACAAAUAACAUUGUACUGUUACAGAGCGAUAACAUCAAGAGAAAAUUCAUACGAAGUGAAAUUUCCUAACUUGUAAAUAGCCUUUAAGGGUUGAAUAUCUUUCAAGUCGCAAAAUGACUUUAAAUUAUAGGAUCAAAGUUUUAAAACGCCCUGUAUAUUGAAACUAAUUUCCGCGUGACAACGAAUCAAGAAGUUUCUAAGUUUCUAAUCUGAGCGAGAUCUGUCUCGUAAGUUGAAGGAAACUUUAUAAUUGCGUCGUUAUAUUAUCAGCAUAAUUGAUCUAAAUCUUUCCAUUGGCUAAGUUUUUCAGUACAACAUAAUUUACUAAUUUUCUACUUUUUGCGUAUGUCAGAGUUAAUUACUCGGAUUUGCGUCGUGCCGUCACGAAGCCACGCUUAACCGAAUUUUUCUAGUAGAUAAAGCUGAUUAAACGGAGCCCUGAUGAAACUUAUUGCCUCAUAGCCGUUAUAAUGUUAGCUAAAGGACAAACGAGCCGAAGAACGAGGAAGGAGUGGAAGCAGAACGAGACAAGGGAAGAUUUUCCUUGUUUCUUCAGCGAGAGACCGAUUGCUAUUUCGAUUCGUCGCAUAAUUAAGCGUUUAGAAGACUCUAAAGAGGACCAAAGUACUUAAACGUAACUACGCCGAAGCCGUGGCGCUCUUAAACGCAGCGAUAAAACGUAAUUAAUGUCACCUUUCGCGAUUGUUGUCAAUAAGCAAACGAGUAACAAUGAGAAAGAAAAGAUGACGCGAGGAAAAAAGAAAAGAAAGGAAAAAGAAGAAAGAGAGUAAAAUAAGCGUGAAGGUGCUGACUGUUAAAAUUACGUACGUUCGAAAACACGGUAAAAAUGAACAACGAAACCAACGCGACAAAAGUUGUCCGCUGUAACUAUAAUUAAUUAACUUAUUAGACCGAAUAUGCACGAUAUAUGCUAUAUGUAUGUGUAUAUGUACGUAUAUGUUAGUCGAAUUUUCGCUACACCGAAACUUUUCGCGAGAACGAUCGCCUCUAAUUAAUCUCAAUACACGAACGCUUUCAUAAAGAAAAAAAAAAAAGACAUUACAAAUCGAGCUCGAUGUUUUUGGAAUUUGGAUUGUAUUGGUCCUCUACGAUAGAGUCGCUCUUAUAAAUACAAUUUAUAUUUCUUGGUAUUUAUGUGUUAAUAUGAAUUUUCUUAUACGUUGUGAUAAAUUAUGUACAAAGUCAUGAUAUAGUAAUUGUCAUAGAUUGAUGUUAAGCUUCGUUUUCAAGAUUUUUUAUUUCUGAACGUAGUUUAGGAGAAAAUUAUUCGCAACGACGUAAGAGGACGUGAAAAAUGAAUUAUCCAUUGCACGUUAAACGGACAAUUUUCAGGCACUAGAUAAGAAACGGGUUAUCCUUUAUUAAAUCCAAUUAUGAAAUUAAUUAGAGCGCGAUCCAGGCUCGCCUCCGUACGCGAUAAUUUAGAUUUCGCUCGAGUUUCAUGCAGAGUCGAUAAGUCUGAAAUCUGCAAGUUAUCUGCGCCAUCGAAUCAUUUCGCAUGUACCACAAGAAAACACACGUAGAAACAAGGACAAGAUACGAGCGAACAACGUUAGGGGAAAAAGAAACGCAUCGGUGAAAGCAGAACUUUAUAGAGAAGCAGGCAUGAUCAUCAGUAAACCUGGCUUUUGUGAAAAGGAUUAAAAAAAA